This is a messenger RNA of Penicillium cosmopolitanum, 645 nucleotides long. RefSeq lists its product as uncharacterized. The record is from RefSeq and is a predicted model, not a curated record. NCBI's taxonomy places the organism in Eukaryota, Fungi, Ascomycota, Eurotiomycetes, Eurotiales, Aspergillaceae. The transcript has a single exon. Bases 1 to 645 code for a protein of 214 amino acids.
AUGUGCGUAAACUUUGUCAAAUUCGGUAUGAAUGCAGUUCGGCUAAUCAGAGUAUUCCAGAAAAAGCGGGCGAGAAGAAGGAAACUUGCCGAGAUCAAUGUCCAAUUGAGGCAAAACCCCAUACUGAACCGGAUGAUUGUUGAGAAUUCCAUUAGAGAGGCAUAUGGCCCGAUGGAUCUUCCAUCGAAUCCGCCGGACAUCAGUACCACCACGCUAUCUAGCGUCGUCGAACCCGACGGACCCUUCACCUCUACCCUGGCGUCGAACCCGGUAGCACCAGAUACUCAAAAAGAGAUCUCGCCGAUUCAUGGGAAAAGCGCAACCCUCGCAGCAGCCGAGAGCAUGAGGAAAGCACUUGACACGUUCCUUUCCUUGGUAAAGAAGGGGAGCUGUGCCACCAGUCGACAGCCGUCCGCCGAAUCGAGCUCGCACAAUAUCGUGGAAUCAAUCGAAAAAUCGAUUAAGUCCGAAUCUCUGCGUAGCCAAUCCGAACCAAGCGACGACGCAGGUAGCGACAUCUCUGGCCCCAGUCAUUUUGUUUGUAUGCAUUGCGGAAAACCGCGAAGUAUCGGCCUGCGAUAUGAUGAUAUCUGCGUGUACUGCUUUGAGAAAAAAAAAACAGUACUGCGUGUCGGGCGAUCAUGA